CCUCCUCCUUCUCGUCCUCCUCCUCCUCUCAGGCUGUGGUUUUUCUGUGUAUGUUUCUGGAGUCCUGAGCCUGAGCUAAACAAAAGCAGGAGGCUGACGGGGCUGCUGGAGUUUGCAGAGACACGGUGGAGGAGAGAGCCUGUGCUCUGCCUUGCCGCCGCGGCUGGGGGAGAUCUGGCUUUUGCAACAGCCCACCCCCUUUGAGAUCACUCUGGCCCGGAGUGGGGGUGGGGGGCAGCGGGGGGUGGGGGGGAAAGUUUGCAUUGCAAUCCCCCUGCCUUCCUCUCCUUUCUCCCGAUCAAUGCAUAUUUGCAAAAGGAUUAAGCCACAGAUAUAAGCGCCGGGAGCCCAUUUCUGCCUUGCAAAGGAUACCGGACUGAAAAACCAAAAGCCAGCUCUGAUUUCUUUUCGUCAAGUGGGAAGGUGGUUUAUUUUUCUUGCUUUUUGGAGUCAACACCCUUCCCCACCAGCCCUUAUCCCCACCCUCACCCCGCAACCCCUUCACGCCCCCCUCCCCCUCCCCACUCCCCAUCCUCCCACCAUCCUCUAAAGAGGCAAAGGGAUUUUUUUUUCUUUUUCUUUUGGUCUUCUUUUUCCCCCCCUUCCCUGUUUAUCCUGAAAAGGAUUUGAAGACAGCUUGAAGGAUAAAAAGCCUUGGUGCUUCCCAGGAGCCGAGCCGAGGAGCAGAAGAGGAAGAGCCGGGGGCUGCCGUUGCCUUUGGAGAUGGACGAGCAGCCCAGGCUGAUGCAUUCCCAUGCUGGGGUCGGGAUGGCCGGACACCCCGGCCUGUCCCAGCACUUGCAGGAUGGGGCCGGAGGGACCGAGGGGGAGGGCGGGAGGAAGCAGGACAUUGGAGACAUUUUACAGCAAAUUAUGACCAUCACAGACCAGAGUUUGGAUGAGGCGCAGGCCAGAAAACAUGCUUUAAACUGCCACAGAAUGAAGCCUGCCUUGUUUAAUGUGUUGUGUGAAAUCAAAGAAAAAACAGUUUUGAGUAUCCGGGGAGCGCAGGAAGAAGAGCCAACAGACCCCCAGCUGAUGCGACUGGACAACAUGCUGCUGGCGGAGGGGGUGGCCGGGCCAGAGAAGGGUGGCGGCUCGGCCGCGGCGGCUGCGGCGGCGGCAGCUUCUGGAGGCGCCGGUUCCGACAAUUCGGUGGAGCAUUCUGAUUACAGAGCCAAACUCUCACAGAUCAGACAAAUCUACCACACGGAGCUGGAGAAAUACGAGCAGGCCUGUAAUGAGUUCACCACCCACGUGAUGAAUCUCCUGCGAGAGCAAAGCCGGACCCGGCCCAUCUCCCCGAAGGAGAUCGAACGGAUGGUCAGUAUCAUCCACCGCAAGUUCAGCUCCAUCCAGAUGCAGCUGAAGCAAAGCACGUGUGAGGCCGUCAUGAUCCUGCGUUCCCGGUUUCUGGAUGCGCGGCGGAAGAGACGAAAUUUCAACAAGCAAGCGACGGAAAUCCUGAAUGAAUAUUUCUAUUCCCAUCUCAGCAACCCCUACCCCAGUGAGGAAGCCAAAGAGGAGUUAGCCAAGAAGUGUGGCAUCACAGUGUCCCAGGUAUCAAACUGGUUUGGAAAUAAACGAAUCCGGUACAAGAAGAACAUAGGUAAAUUUCAAGAGGAAGCCAAUAUUUAUGCUGCCAAAACAGCUGUCACUGCUACCAAUGUGUCAGCCCAUGGAAGCCAAGCUAACUCACCGUCAACUCCCAAUUCAGCUGGUGGAUACCCUUCGCCAUGUUAUCAGCCAGACAGGAGGAUACAGUGACGGACUCGCAGCCAGUCAGAUGUACAGUCCGCAGGGCAUCAGUGCUAAUGGAGGUUGGCAGGAUGCUACUACCCCUUCAUCAGUGACCUCCCCUACAGAAGGCCCUGGCAGUGUUCACUCUGAUACCUCCAACUGAUCUCCCAGCAGUCGCAUCCCGGCUGACCCUGUGCUCCAGUCGGGGCCGGGCCAGGAGGGAGGGUUUCUCAACGCUGAAGCGGUCAGACUGGAGGUCGAAGCAAUCAGCACACACAAUAAGAGUCUCCUUCUCUUCUCUUCUUUGGGAUGCUGUUUCAGCCAAUCUGGACACUUCUUUAUACUCUCUUCCCUUUUUUUCUGGGUAGAAGCCACCCUUCCCUGCCUCCAGCUGUCAGCCUGGUGUCCAUCAUCUUCCCUGCCCCUUUCCCUCUGUCCUAGACUCCCUGGGUCCCUGCCCUCUAUUACAUCCCUGAAGGAUAUUUUCAACAAUUAGAGGAAUUUAAAGAGGAAAAAAAAUACAAAGAAAAUAAUAAAAGUGUUGGUAUGUUUUCAUGCUGGUGGUUUGAGGGGCCAGACUUACCUCCCUGGGAUCCCUUGCUCCCUCUGUUAACAGGCAGUCCUUCUCUGUUUCUCUCGUUACUCUCACUACCUCUUAGCAGGAAUACGCCACAUUGCCCUACUCAUUCCAGGCCGCCCUACCUCCUCUUGCUCUAACCUCCCCGGGGGCGAUUCUGAUUAGAAUACAAUUCCUCCUCUUCCUUCUCAGCCCCAGGUAUUCUUUGGGGGCUGCCUUUGCUGGGCUUCUACAAGUGCCACAGUUUCUGGGUUCACCUCUGCUAGCUUGGUUCCCAGCAGGAAGUCAGGCAGCAAGAGAAGCCUCAAGGAACAAGGGCAGAAUUCCUAGAGGCUUUUGCAUCUUCCCAAUAACAGCUCUUGGUUUCAGAGGGACAGUCUCUGGAGACUGUGCAGUAAAUGGUGUUCAGAAUCUACUGCAAAACCAGGUCUGAGUUAGGCAUGGUGGUGAAUGCAUCACUAAGGAGUAGAAGGUUCUUAUCCUGCAACCCUUUACCUAUCCCCUUUAUCUCUCUCUCUCUCUCUCUCUCUCUCUCUCUCUCUCUCACACACACACACACACACACACACAAGCAUACAAACGUAGGCAUGUGCACAGCCUCACACAUUACACUUGCCCCAAAUCAGGCACGUGCCACAUUCAGAUACCUAUAUUAGUAACCAUAGCAUUAUACCUUGUGAGCCCAAGAGAGGGAAUUAACAACUCUGAGUGAAGGUCACUGACACAGAGAAGCAGCGUGUGCCUGGGGCUUCCAGGCCCCCAGCGUGCACACACCAGAACGACAUACACAGGACUCGAUCGUGAUGAAGCCCAGGUUUCCAGUACAAACUAAUCCUGUUCUCACCACCUCUGGAGCUCUCAGGGAGUCACACACAGUACUUACAAAGCCUACAAUGGAUUUGGUUCUGUUUUGUUUUUGUGUUUAUGUUAGGGACAUUGUAUUAAUUAUCCAAAGGGUUAUAUGGCUCCAACAUUCUCGUCCUGGAGGAGAAAGACGUAUAAGAACAUGGCUUGGGCAAAAUUUUUGCUUGCUUACUUUGAAGACCUGAGAGUGAUGGAGAGCAGGGAGGUCAUGCUUUCAGUGAAAUCAUCCAUGAUUUUUAUUCCCUGGUAGUAUCUGAGAGUGCAGAGUAGGUACUAGAAAGCUGUCCUCAUGUCGCCUGUGCUCACAUUCUUCAUAGCCAACUGUGCCGGCAAUAAACAUGGCAGCUCUGUCACUUGACUAAGUGGGAGGUGGUGCCUCAUUUUCUUCAUCUGUAAAAUGGGGGUUGUUACGCCUGGCUCACCAAGAGGCGUGUGAGAGGCCGAAGAAGUUGAUUUCAUUCAUAUCCAAUCUGUAAUUGUGAAGUCAGGGGAAGAAGCAUCCCUAAGAUAAACUGGUUCAUGCCACAUGGGGGCAGUAAAUGGUUUUCCUGUUCUAACUUCUGGUUAACAUUAGUCCCCUGAGGUCAUCAGCCUGAUGACAAAGAGAAGGGUUAGUGUUGUUCCUUCUGUUUGUUUUGGUCUGCUUGGUUUCUUAGAAUAGAGAUGUCUCUAAAUUGGAAAAAAUGGGACGUGGUUCUCUAAGCUUGUACUUGAAUCCAGUAUGUGGCCUUGUAACACCUUAGUCCCUGUCACAUCUGCUAUGUUUGAGCGGCCUCCGGGAGAGGUAUAAGACCCUGAGGGGUGAGAGUGGCCAGCUAACAAGGUCAUGGACAUUCUGCAUGACGCUUCAGUAAUGAUUCGAAAAUGUUCCUGUGUGUGGCUGUUGGGAGGCGGGGGGUUAACCUAAGGAACUAGAAGGUAUGUGUAUUUGAAGGAAAUGCAAAAAGUAAAUAGUUGGCAAGGUGGCAUUAUGCCUGGAUGACUGAGGUCAGUAGAAAGACUCUCUUCUAACCAGUGCCGUAAUCAGAGCAGGGCUUGAUAAAGAGGAUUCCUGGAAGGAGCCAUCCUGUGACCAUUCUACAGUGAUUAAAACCAGUGGAGAACUUUGUCUGAGUGGCAGGGAUCUAUUGAAACUACCCACAGAGGAAUAUGGUGGGAUCGCCUCCCCCUGAUUAGGGGCAAAGUACAAAAGGGACACAAAAGGGUUCUCUUGGAAACAGGAAGAAUGAUUCCAGAUUUGGGUUGAAUGAUUGCCGUUUUAAGUUGAUGAAAUAGAUCAGAGCAGUGCUACCUUUGCACAAGCAGUCUCUCUCCCUGCAGUAGUUUGCACUGAUCACCUCUCACAGCAUCUUCCCCACCUAGCACUUCAUGCAGUGCUCUUCGCAUCCAGUACCUUUCCCACGACUUCCCCUCCUCGCCUACGAUCACAUCCAACGUGGCGGCCACCACAUCUCUUUGCAUUAAGCGAAGCAUGAGAACGCUGGCAGCGGAAGGUUGGGGAUGGAAAGUAGCGUGCCUCUGGAAAUACAGCUCCCUGGGAAUUCGUAUUAGGUCAAUCCUACAGAUACCAAAAUGUGCCCCAAGACGCCUUCAUUUUCUGAUGGAAGUGGGAGCGCUCCAUUUUCCCUGGCAGAUUUCCCCUGAGAAAUGAUACCAGCCCUAGGGUUUGCCCACCUUGUAACUCUUCAUCACAUCCUCCUUUUCAUCCCUGACUCCUCCCCCUGGCUUGGAAUUGACUCCUGUGCGGUACUUUUGCCAAGUGACACCUUUCCAUUUAUUUUUCAUUUUGCUGUGGUGGUAGUUCUUUAUUUACCGUUUGCCUUUUCUCUCACAUAUCUUCCCUGCCCCUCUUUCCUUCUGAGUUUUAUUUUUCUGCCCAGAAAAACCUGACUUCGAUACCAAAAAAAGAUGAAACUACAGAAACUCAAAUUUAAAAAAAAAAACUUAAAAAAACACAAAAAAAUACUCAACGAUUCUUUCAGCUUUAUUAACAUUUUCCAUUGUUUCUUGCGACUCGUGUCUCGUUCUUUGUAGUAUUGAUGAUGAACAUUUGAUAAUGAAUGUUCUUGUAUAUUCAGAUAAAGAAAAAAAACCAAAAAAGCGGUCUGAAUUUAAUAGUGUUUAUAAUAAAAAUUUUAAAAAUGACCCUCAUAGCACGCAAAACAGGAUGGGGGAUUUCCCCUCUUCUUUCUGUGACAAUGCACAUCAUUCCUGCAUUAGUUUUUAACACCGAACUACCUACAUUCACCAUUUCCCCCAUUUUUCUUUUAUUUUCUUGCAUUUGUGAAUUAGUUCAAGAAUGCUAGAAAAGUGUCGAGUUGUGCACAUCCAUUUCCUGUUUCACAAUGUUUAAAAGUGACAGUAAUUCAUUUUGUAAACUAAAAAAAAAAAAAAAAAAAAAGGUUGGAAUAGUGAGCAUAAUAGGUACAGCCUAACACGUUAUUAUGUUUAUUAACUUCGAGACCCAGAAAUAAAUUCUUUUCUUUUCUUUCUUCUGCUCUUUAAAAUAUAAAAAAAGAAACUAUGUUUUGUUUUGUGUUAUUUUUGGUUUGUUUAUGGGGGGGCUUUUUUUAAUUGUCAGGAUUAUGGUCUUGCUGUUUUUAUUCCUUAAAUAUGUAUUUGAGGUGAUGUGAAAAGAUGACAUUUGUAGAAUAGGCUGUUUCCUUGUACUUCCGUUUGUUUCAGAAUUAGUUGACUUCAAAGAUCAAGCCCACCAUGAUUCAUAUUUUUUCACCUGCAGUUUUUGGAGUGUGUGGCACUCUUGCAAUCCCUGAGAAAAACAAAGGCAAGGACUUGAGUUUUCUUUUUAGCCCUUUAACAAUUCAAGGAAUUGGUCCAGGGGACCUUCUUGUGCUGUAGGGAAAGGUUUUUGCCUUGGUUGGUUGUGAAUGACACAAUAAAAUGCUUUCUUUUCUUUCUUCCUGAUUAAUAACAACGUUCCACGACUCUUUCCAGCUAGAGAGGACUUUUUUCUUCCAGUAGAAUCCCACAGGAGAUCCUGGUGGGCUGUGCACCGCUGGCUGAGUAGACCAGAUCCAGGAAGCCGUCCUAGAGUCAUUUGGCCUACUGAUCUUUUGAGCCAGACUCAGUGCUGUUGUUACAGUGCUGAGCAGGUACACCUGAUUCAUUGGCAGUGCGCCUCGUAUGAACCUCUGAUUUAGGCAGCUGUCAAACUGGCUUGAUUUGGGAUGUUUUUGUUAAGUUAGGGGAGAAAAGAAAGCAAUAUUAUCUGGAGGAAGCUUAAUUUAAAUGUUUUUCAUUCAACAAAUGAUUAAGCAUUCAGAAAGCAGCAAGAACCCAAGCAAGAAGAGUUAAGAACACUUUAGGAAGUGUUUCUACCCAAACGCUUGCACUCUUGUUUUUAAGUCAUAACAAAAUAAUGACAAGCUUUUCACAUCACCUUUAUGGUUUCAAUCCCUAGCUCAAAGCUUUCUGGAAUCUUUUAUUUUUUUGUAAACUUUUUUUUCCUUUUGUUAAAAUUAAUAAAACAUCCAAUGUUUUCCCCC
Messenger RNA from Globicephala melas (long-finned pilot whale), 6687 nucleotides. It is a transcript of the gene PBX1, whose product is annotated as PBX homeobox 1. Gene Ontology annotation, cellular component: nucleus. The record is from RefSeq and is a predicted model, not a curated record. Gene Ontology annotation, molecular function: DNA-binding transcription factor activity, RNA polymerase II-specific; RNA polymerase II cis-regulatory region sequence-specific DNA binding. Lineage: Eukaryota; Metazoa; Chordata; Mammalia; Artiodactyla; Delphinidae. Gene Ontology annotation, biological process: animal organ morphogenesis; brain development; eye development.